AUGGCGGCCGUGGAGGUUUUCCCCUCUCCGGGCGAGCUCGGCGCGGCGCUGGCGCGGGCGGUGACCGAGGCCGCGGCCGAGGCGGUGGCGAGCGGCGGCCGCUUCACGCUGGGGCUGUCCGGGGGUUCUCUGGUGCCGCUGCUGGCGCGGGAGCUCCCGGGCGCCCUCAGCGCGGCUCCCGGUGCGGAUCCCUCGCGCUGGCUCGUGGCGUUCUGCGAUGAGCGCCUGGUGCCGCCCGAGCACCCCGAGAGCACCGCGGGCGCCUACAGGUGCCAGGUCCUGGCCCAGUUCCCCCCCCCCGGGCCGCGCUGUCUCUGGGUCCGGCCCGAGCUCGGCGCCGCCGCCGCCAGCGACUACGAGAGCCAGAUCCGACGGGAGUUCCCAGGCCCGGGGGUGCCCCAGUUUGAUUUGCUGCUGCUGGGGCUGGGCCCGGACGGUCACACCUGCUCGCUGUUCCCGGGCCACGCCCUGCUCCAGGAGCAGGAGGCUCUGGUGGGGUUCCUGGAGGACUCCCCGAAGCCGCCGGCGCGGCGCGUGACGAUGACGCUGCCGCUGCUCAACGCCGCGCGCUCCGUGCUCAUCGUCGCCGCCGGCGCCGCCAAAGCGCCCGCCAUCAAGCGGAUCCUGGAGGGCCGGGAGGAAUUCCCGCUGCCGGCCGCCCGGAUCCGGCCCCGCUCCGGCCGCCUCCGCUGGCUCCUGGACCAGGGAGCGGCCCAGGAGCUGCAGAUUCCCGCGGGAAAACACCCCGGGAAUCCCGGAAUUCCCGGGAAAAAAAACCCCGGAGGCGACGAUCCCGACGGGAAGUGACGGAAGGUUCCGGAGAUGGGAUUUCCCCUCCCGGGAAUGGAGGAAUUCCGGUGGGAAAAACGCCCCCAAGGAAUCGGGAAUUCCGAUGGAAAAAAGGCCCAGAAAUUGGGAAUUCCAUGGGAAAAACGCCCAGAAAUUGGGAAUUCCAUGGGAAAAAUGCCCCAGGAAUUGGGAAUUCCCA
This is a messenger RNA of Pseudopodoces humilis (Tibetan ground-tit), 988 nucleotides long. Lineage: Eukaryota; Metazoa; Chordata; Aves; Passeriformes; Paridae. The record is from RefSeq and is a predicted model, not a curated record.